This is a messenger RNA of Monomorium pharaonis (pharaoh ant), 11156 nucleotides long. It is a transcript of the gene Antp, whose product is annotated as homeotic protein antennapedia. Gene Ontology annotation, molecular function: RNA polymerase II cis-regulatory region sequence-specific DNA binding; DNA-binding transcription factor activity, RNA polymerase II-specific. Gene Ontology annotation, cellular component: nucleus. The transcript has 3 exons. Lineage: Eukaryota; Metazoa; Arthropoda; Insecta; Hymenoptera; Formicidae. Bases 2768 to 3823 code for a protein of 351 amino acids. Gene Ontology annotation, biological process: negative regulation of transcription by RNA polymerase II; anterior/posterior pattern specification. The record is from RefSeq and is a predicted model, not a curated record.
UUGAGUUGGCUCACCUUCAACUGAAUACAUCUACAAUAAAUUAAAUGAUUAAGCGUAAUUCAAUACUUUGACGAAAACAACCAUCGUAUAUCACUUUAUAAUAUGAAGACAGAAGGCGAAAUAUAUUAUGUCCCAAUUUUAAUACACAUUAGUUGUCAUCGUUACCGCCAUUAAUUUAUCUCAAGUCUACCGUCGCGGUUCCAAUUUAGAACAGACUUGUCACUCGUUUCAAAGGAAAAAAAAUGUCGAAACAUUUGAGAGCUCAUGGAACAUUUAAUUCCGAUUAUUAUUAUGAAAAUUAUCUAACAAUAAGUAAAAUUCCAUGACGAAGGAACGAGGAGGAACGCCGAUGAGACGCGGAUUGCUGUCCUUGUUGACGCAAAGAGAAACGGCGCGGCGUGACAGUAUAUAAGGUAGACGCCUCGAGAGUGUCCCGCGGUGCCCCCUCGAGCCUCCCCGUGUCGCGAAGACGGACGCAGGGGAGAAGGGACAGACUCUCGUGCGGUGCUGUACACAACCACCACCGAUGCUGGAUCACGGGGGCGUCAAGAGAAGCGAGAGAGCAGGAGGUAGGCCAAGAGGGAUACGGGUGUAUCGGGGGAGUGAAGCUUAACGCAUGUGCACAGGGCGCUUCGCGUCGCGGCGCUCCGGUCCCGCCGGUCGGAGGCUGCGAAACCGAGCGGGCGGAAUUCGCGGAUCAGAGUCGUCGCAUCUCUCGCUUAAGAUAUACAUCACCGCGGCACCGCGUCCGCGGUUUUCCAUGGGUAUCGGCGAGCCGAGAGCCGUCCCGACGCUGGCCGACACGCACCGAGCUCCGGUAAGGGCUGUCAAUCGUCGACGGGAUGCUGCGCUCGGGGUACGCUCGGUGACGAAUGAUAUCCCCCGAAAUUACGGUCUUUCGUGCGACGCGACACACGUGCGGUACGCCUUGAAGUGCGAGGACAACGAAUCCGAAGGACCUACAGUGGCGAGACAAUCCAACCCCGAAUCGGCACGACGAUCGAGUUCCAGUUAACAGAGCCUGAAGGGUCGAUAUAUUUAUUUUCUUGGUACUCUCUUGAGGAAGCCUCCAGGAAGAUUAUUGUACUUUAGCGCAAGCUGAACCGACGUAUUAACGAAAUCAUCGAAUGACCGGGAGGAAAGUGUGAUAUCGUGGGAAGCUCCUAGCAGAUGGAAAACAUUCUCUUCUAUUGACGAUUCGCUUCAUCGAUAUUACUUCAUCAUUGAUUUCUGCAUUGUGCUUUAAACACAAUAAUAAGAGGCCGAGGAGAUUUAAUUUGGAAAACGUAGCUUGUUCUCGUAAAGGAGCGUUCCAGAUUACGUUUUGCAGAUUCUUGGGCGUCAUAAAUCUUGUAGGUCAAUGUUAAGUUACGGCUCAUUAAAUACAGUGCGCUGUUCAUCGACCUCGUGCGAGCAUUAUUCUCGUUAUGUCUUGAAGAAGUCUACUCGGUAAUUCAAGCUUUUGUCCAAACAAUUUCAUCCAAAUAAAGGAGAAACGGAUUCGGAUAAUUUCGAAUGACCUGAUCCGUCUUAUGUUGCGCUAAGUCAGUUGCUCGCUUAUUUUUUAUCAUUAUUCAUCGGCAAGCAACUCUAUCAGCGAAAAACCUAUUGCGAUUUAGCAAUAUCCUUUUAAGACAAUCUGAAUAAUCACGAGAGAACUCGCUUGAAGCAGUAUUAUUCGAAUCAAGUCAGAGUACCAAGUACAAUAAGCGUUCCAAGUAUUUUGUGCGACUCCUCCAGUUUGUUGGAUUGUGUGCGAGGGUAUCGCGAAGGCAAAGUGAGGAAAAGGGUGAUGGUGAAUGGACUCACAUGGUUACUCUAUCCAAUAGACAGUGACUCUGCUCGAAGGACACAUGGUUCGUCGACGGUGUUGGAUUUUUCUGAUCCCACGCAAUUUCCUGUCGUACCUGGCUCGGUGACUGUUGGCGAAUCUGUUCGCUCUUCGUGGACAAAGACUUCCAGGAAGGUGGUGUGUGAAGGGAAGUACCAGCCACGACGGGGCCCAGCGCCGGGGCGGAGACAAGGCCCCCGGUGCAGGGAAGAAGCGAGGCAGGGGAAGAAGUCGAGUUUAGCGUAGCAGCAACGGCCCUGAAACUACAGGGGAGAACAACUACCCCCUUGAACAGGGGGGAAACUAGAAGGCGACCUCGCCGACGGAGGCGACGGAAAAAGAAGCGACGGAGGUGCGGCGUAAUUUCGAUUAUAGGGUGGACAGAGGAACGAAACGGGUCUGGAGUGGCUUGGCGCUUUGAACGAAAGUGUCACACCGGGGAAGACGAAGGACUUUGAUUACUAUCUUCCGCUACCACCUUGUGUAUGCGUGGUAUACUAUCUCUUCUUUCUCCACUUGCUAAUUAAAAAGGUUCUGUAGUGCUCCAGUUUAUAAUUUUACCCCCUUUUGGUAGUGAGCUCAGUGUGAUAAAAAGUCAAAUGAUGUACAUGUGAUCCAAAAUGAUGGUAAUUUGAUAAAAAUAUAUAUAUGUAUAUGUGUGUGUGCUUGUGCUGCUCAAGAGUGCGUGAGAUGACAAAGAUCGAGUGAGAAGAAAUAACAAAAAUUCGCGAAGAAAUGCAAUGCUGAAGUGAUAAAUCUGUAUCUAUGUAAAGACGUGUGCCAGUGUGUCCGCACAGGAAAAGUACAAAACAAAAUAAAUUUACGAAGAUAAAAGGAUAGAGAGAAGAAUCAUAGAUCAGCUGAAGAUAACCAAAGGAAAGUCAGACAGCAACGUAGAAAAGUGACAUAAGCAGGUGGGACAGGUGGGACAGUAGCAUGAGUUCGUACUUUGCGAAUUCGUAUAUCCCGGACCUGCGAAAUGGCGGGGUGGAACACCCGCAUCAGCAUCAGCAGCACUACGGUGCGGCCGUACAGGUACCUCAGCAAACACAAUCGGUCCAGCAACAGUCCCAGCAAGCCGGUGACCCCUGCGACCCAAGUUUGUUACGUCAAGGAGUAUCCGCCCAUCACUAUGGAACCGCGGGAGGUCAGCAGGAUAUGCCUUAUCCGAGGUUUCCCCCGUACAACCGGAUUGACAUGCGGAACGCGGCCUACUAUCAGCAUCAGCAAGAACACGGAAGUAUGGACGGCAUGGCCGGUUACAGGUCGACGUCUCCGAACACCGGUAUGGGUCACAUGGGACACACUCCUACCCCCAAUGGACAUCCGUCCACUCCCAUCGUCUAUGCCAGUUGCAAACUUCAGGCGGCUGCUGUCGAUCAUCAAGGCAGUGUUCUCGAUGGACCGGAUAGCCCGCCUCUCGUCGAAUCGCAGAUACACCACCAAAUGCAUAGCCAGCAUCCGCAUAUGCAGACACAGCAGUCGCAGCAUCCACAGCAGCAAUCGCAGCAUCAGCAUCUGCAGGCGCAGCAGCAUAUGAUGUACCAGCAGCAACCACAAUCUCAAACUCCAUCGCAACAGGGACAAGGUGGAAUGCACCCGCAACAGCAGCAACAAGCUCAACAGCAUCAAGGCGUCGUUGCAUCGUCGCUCAGUCAACAACCGCAAGGCACCCCUCAGGGUGCGGCGACUUCGAACUUACCGAGUCCAUUGUACCCUUGGAUGAGGAGCCAGUUUGAAAGGAAACGGGGUCGACAGACCUAUACGCGAUACCAAACGUUAGAACUGGAGAAGGAAUUUCACUUCAACCGAUAUCUUACUAGGCGGCGACGCAUCGAAAUUGCACACGCGCUAUGUCUGACGGAACGGCAGAUAAAGAUCUGGUUUCAAAACAGACGGAUGAAGUGGAAGAAAGAGAACAAGACGAAAGGCGAGCCGGGUUCAGCUGAUGGCGACACUGAAAUCUCGCCGCAGACGUCGCCGCAGGGUUAAAAGAGCUACGAGGAGUGGAACUUCUUUUCCACCUCUCUCAGGGUCGUUAAUACCUUGUUUCCAGCACUACCUCCUCCCCACCCAAACCCUAAUCCCCCAUCGAUGACCUCCAAAUGAUCCCUCUAAGCAAUGACGCUUAUUUUGUCGUGUUAAUCAUGUUGCUUGUACCAAAAACGAAACAGAUAACGAUGAAGGCGAGGAAGUUGUAGAGAGACCCGUAAGAGCGCUCGAUGACGUAUAGACGAUAAGAGAAGGGAACUUACGAUAAACUCAGAGACACGAAGGUACGAGGAAAGCGAGAAGAAGAAGAAGACGAAGCAAAAUGAGAAGCAGAGACGCACAAACGAGUCAGCAGAGGAUUUUGCGGGAAUACGCGCGAAUAAGGUGGAUCAAGAUUUAUUGAUCGAAAGGAGUAAAUAAAACUGGAUCACAUGCUAAUCAGAACCGCGUUAACCUCUAUUACGUUUAAUCGAUUAUUGUAUACUAAAAAAGCCUAUAUAUGUAUAUAUAUAUAAUAAAUAUAUAUAUACAUACAUAUACAUACAUACAUACUUACAUACAUAUAUAAUAUAUAUAUGGAUGAGGAUGUAUGUAGUUUAAUGUAAAAUCGUGAGAGCGAGUGACCGAUGACCGGUACUGACGCACGUAGAAGACGUGAUUCAGAAUGAUAGAGUAUUAAGAAUUAAAUUAGCCGAGAAUGACAUGCGCGAAUCUGAUUGCGAGUAUGGUAGAAAGAAAGAUCGUAUUGAAAUCUUAGAAGAGCAUUUUAUUAUUUAUUCUCUUACAUCAUAAAGUAGAAUUGUAGGGCGAUUAGUAGAAUAGUCGUACGAAGAUGUCCGUCGCGUCUGUAUUUAGCGAGUUAGGUAAGCGGUUUAGAGUCCUUAGAGGAUUGUUUAGAUAGAUUUUUUUUUUCUCUAAUACCGCCGCGCGGUGGCUCUAACGAGGAUAUUUAUGAUUCGUGCCAAGUGUGAUCUUCGAGAAUGUGUUUUGAUAAAAUUCGAGAGAGGAUUACGACGAGAUACAACAGGUGGACAGAAAGAGCAUAAGCGGAAGAAGAAAAUCAUCGAGUUUGCGUCUUGUCUUGAGAACAGUGAUACAAGUGUGUGCAAAACUAAUUCCAACGGAAGAUCAGUGAAUUCGGAUGUAUAAAUAUAAAGGUCAUGGCAUAUUGUUUUUGGAAUGUUGUACGGAAGAGGCGACCGUGAAUGGGACAGAAUAGUGUUGAAUGAUAAAGUGAAUAUGCAAAAAAAAAAACAGCGCCCCUCGGCGGAGCAGAGUCAAAUGGACUUAGCAUUUCUUCAUCAGCGUCAUCUCAAGGUCAGUCUUAUAAAGAUUGCUAAUGAUAUGCAGUUAUCGGUUAUAUUACUUUGUUUCUCGUUGAAUCAUCGCGCAUUUGAUAAGAACAGUAAGUUUUGAACUCCAACGGAAUAAGUUUACAUUUUUAUGUAAUUGAUGAUGCAUAAAACUGUAGCUUAUCCGUUUACUGACCGAUAGUUGGACAAAUUUGUUCCUAUCACGCAUAUUGCUCAAAAUGACGAAUAUAUAAUGUACAUAAGCAGUUCUUUCCUAGCUAAAAAAAAGAUUGUGUCCGCUUGGAAAAGGAUGUUCAAAUUACAAAUUUUCGGCAUUAUUUUCAAUAAUUUAGAAAUGUAUUUAUGUGUAAGAAAUGUGUUUUAUAUUAUUAUUUAUUAUUUGGAUCAAGAACUUUUGAUUUGUACUCGAAAUAGUACAAAUGAUUUAAGAAAAGAAAACAGCUAUUUGAUAUUAAGAUAUUCGGUAAUAUCUAAUGACAUUUGAUAUUGAAUAAUAAAUGUAUAUAGUGUAAUAUGUCUUUUUUACAAUGUCGGACAUGUAAUGUGAUCUCGAAUAAAUUAUUUUCUUUAGAAUUUUUUUUAAAGAGCAAAUGCUAUAAUUAUACUCGUAAUAGCGUUACAAUUCUCCCUUUUUUUUUCUGUAAAUAUUGAAAGAAGAUAUCUCAAGGAACGAAAGUUUAUUUGCAUUAGUAGCUAUCGAAAAUUUGCUCUUGCUCCGCGCGACAUGACGCCAAGUUACCAAGUGUUAUAAUACAUAGCGUAUUUUCGGAAUAGGAUGCUUUCGGCAUGAAACCGCUUGGCACCUUAAUAGUGGCUCAGAGCUAACUUAACCAAAAAAUUUUUUAUUAUGUAUAUACAAUAAUUUUUAUUAUCAUUCCAAAUCAUUAUAUUCGAUUUUUUGUAUAGUAUGAAACGAAUUUAAGUUUUAUACCAUACAAUAUUUAUAUAUAAUUAAUUAAAUGUAACCAAUCUUUAUUUCAGUUUUUUUUUAACUGAUUGCGAGUGAUAUAUUGUUCAUUUUUUGUGAAUUAUUUUCUACUACUAUUUAUAUGGGAAUUAUAAUAUUUUUAUUUAAGUUUUUACAUAAUAAAACACCCUCUCUAUAUGUGAGAAAUGCGUGAUUAGCAAGAAUCCAAUUUGUUACAUUUAUAUUGAAACAAGCGUGUUAAGCGUGGCAAGCGGUAUCAGAGCACACGAUCGUCAACUCGAUCGUCUGAUCUGGUUCGAUGAAUUGUUUCGAUUAUGCCGUAUCGGGAGAUCCAGGAAAGCCCGGCCACGUUGUAGCCAGGCGAGCCCAUAUAUUCCGCCGCGGUGAAUUCUUGUGCUGUGUUGUAAACUUAGAUUCGACAUAAUUAUUUAGUGUAUAUCUUGUAUACACCAUAAUUAACGAUAUACGUAAUAAUCGAUAUUAAUAACCGCGUGCUAAUUAUGAACAGCGAUCAAAAAUGCGCCUGUAAAGGUGGUCAAUCUUCUAACUCGCUGCAGAAUUCGGCUCCUAAUCAUCUCUUCACUGAAAAUAGGAUAAAGUGACGAAGAGAGUGGCACGAAACGUGUAAUCGAUAUACGUAACGUAUGGUCCAGCUCGCGCUCAUGCGUCGAUAGAGCAAUGUGUGACCAGCCUUUCCUUCUCGAGAAAUUUAUUUAUGUAAAAUUCUUUGUCCUUGAGGAGCAACGAACUGUACGAAGCGGAAAAUCCGCGGCGCUCGCUCGCUAUCGCGCGUGUUUUUGAAAUGCCCGUCUAUCUAGCCAAUCAUGCUUUUAUGAAAGAAUCUAUCUUUUUCUACAUUUUUGUUUUGUUAUUUGGUUUUUAUGUAAUUUGGAUAUAUCGAAAUUAUUACUGAAAUUUUUUUUAUCACAAGUUGUACUAACAACAUUUACGUUUUAUUUUUAUGCUUCUGAAGUACAACAGUUGUAUUAUUGAUGAAUUAUUUACGUAGACGUACGACAUACAACUUUGCAUGAUAUUUUACAUGGAUUUUUAUAUAUUUUAUUGCGAACAAAUUGCACGACUAGUUCUAAGCAUUAAUCAAAUAAUAAUAUUUUUUAAUGAUAAAGGAGAAUGUGCGGUUCGCGAAACAUGACUUCUUAUCAUCUCUGGUAAGGAAAAAUUCUAUACUCUUGACCAUAUUUGUUUUAAUGUUAUGAUAAAAAAAACCUUCGUGUAUCCAAUUUCUAGAGACCAGAAUAAUACUUUUUUUCCAAGUUGCUAAAGAAAGAAUGAUAAUAAAUUAUGAGAUGAGAUUCUUAUGAUUUGCGCAUUAUUUUAAUAACUAUUGAAAUUAUCGUAUAUAUAUAUACAUUUAAAUUUUUCAAUUGUAAUAAUAUACUAUACAAGAAAUGAAAAUUGAACUUUAAGAUGCAGUACCGAUGUGUCAAAGAUAUCUAUCGAAGAUUAUUUGCAAACAUCUAAUUUGAUUGUAAUAUGUACAAAAGUUGAAUAGUGCAAUAAAAUAUGUUUAAAUGAAAGAUACGGUGGACUUCGGUGCUGUAAAAGUAAUUGUGGUGAGCGAUCGCCGUGAAUAUGUACGCAAUUAAAAAGAAAAUAAACUUUUGUAUCUAUCGGAUAGAGAGGACCUAUUACUUAUAAAUUAAAAAUAUAUACGUAUAUUAUAUAUAACGCGAGAAGGGAAAAAUUCAUAGUAUUAACUGGGAGGAAUAAAAUGCAAAAUAUAUAUUUUAUCUUUAUUCGUAUAUAUGCGCAUUAAAUUACAAGAUAUACGUAAAUUAAACCAAGUACCGUGAGUGUAUGCAAAAGUAGAACGUAAAAAAAACUGAACAUAAAUGCAACAGCGUGUACGUACGAAGUAUGUCACUAAGAUAGUCCGUAUUCGAUAAGAGUGUCAUCUAAAAUCUAAUUCGUAAAAAAAAAAAAAUAAAGAAAUAGCGUUAAGUAAACGGGUAUGUGUCGGUCGCAACGAGUGGUGGUGGCGAUCGUGAAAUUUUUAUUGGAUUUUCGUCUAAAUAAAGAACGGCACCCGCCAUUAAGCGUACACCACGGCAAAAACGCGCAAUGAAAAUUUUAUUUAUUAUUAUUCACGAUACGCGAGAGAGCGGCGGCAUUUACAAAAAAAAAAUUGUACAUAAGUCCGAUCUUUUUAACUAGGCUAUCCGCAAAAGAAAGAAACGCUACCAGAUAAGUAGAACAAAGAGAAAUGAAGAAAUAUAAGGAAAAGUAAUAUCUGUCAUUGAACGAAUAACUUUCAGACAGUAAUAUUAUUUAGUCCGGUAAUAUUUAUUGAUACAUGUUAUAUAUACCGCAAAAUGGAUCUUUCUGUUUGUUUAAUUGAUUAUACAAUAAAUAUUUUUUAUAAUGUACUAGAUAAAGUUGUAGGUAUUUGUAUGUACCAUUAUUCUAACACUUCCUUGAGUAUCUCUACAAAAUGACAUGGAUCGGUAGAGAUUACGAAAUCCUUAUGCUGAUGUUGUACUCUCGCAUAUCCAAUCAUUUUUAUCGGAUGACGCGUGUAAAUACAAAACGACGUUUAAAAGAAACGACAUGUUCCGCGUAUUUCGUUGAUUUAUCCUUCACAAUUUCGAUUUUUUAGUCUGAUCCAUUUUUUAUUAUACAAACAUUAUACAAAUAAGCAAGCUACAAAACGUCGUCUUCGUACGUGUAUGCGCCGAAGAGUUCCUGAUUUCCUGUCGCAUUUCAGGAAAAUGUCAUUAGUUUCAUAUUACCUGUUAGGUAUCGUAUUUCUAACUAAAUACGUAAAAUGUAUAAAUAAGCAAGUCCCUCGCUCCAUAAUCGUCCAUCGAAUUCGUUUAAUUCGUUGUGAAAUAUUUGAUUUAUAUUCUUUCUCUAAAAAAAAACGUGAGACGGUACAGAUAAAAUCUCAGUAUCACUUAAAAGAUAUUAGUAUGCAUUGGAAUACAUUGAUUUUAUCUCUUUCUAAAAAUUGAAUUUUGUAGUGCACUAAAUUGAUUAAUAUAUAUACUUCAUUUAUUAAAUCAUCACUUCGAUAUACUUGUAAAUGUAAAAAAAAAAAAUCAAGGCAUUAUAAAUGUAUUGCUUAUAUGUAAUGCAGCUAAAGAAGAUUGCCAUAACUAUAUACAAGAAAUUUCCGAUUUUUUGCUAUUUCGAACGUUUCGUGAGAUAUGCGGUCUCAUCGAUUAUAGGUUCCGCCAUGUGAAGACUGAUAGACUCCGUAGCGCGAGACAAGAAUAUUGUAUACAAUAGUCGCUAAUAAACAAGCAGACAUCCAGACCGAUAUAAUUAUUUGUCGAUAGAAAUAAUUAUUUAACUGUGCGUUAUUAAUAUUUAAAUUAACUAAUUAUUCCAAAAGAAUUUCUCGGAUUGAGGUUGAAUUUAGAGCGACUUCGGAACUGUACUUGUAAAAUCUUCUUUUGUAAGUCGAGCUAACAUCCAAAUACGAGCAAUAAAAAUUGUCGAAGUUGCUCUAUAUUCUAUAUAUACAUAUAUAUAUAUAUAUAAAUAUAUAUAUAUACAACUUUCAUUUUGAUGCGGACACGGAACAAACAAAUAAGAUGCAUUUGUAUAUAAUUAGUCAUGAAAAAUUUAUUGUGGAUGAAAGUUUCUUUUUAAAAUUAUCGGCAGGGCAAUGUGAAAGGCGACGUCUGACGUCGCGGUAUCGAAUCGCGAGCCGCGACCCUGUAUACGAUACCGCGUAGGUAAAGUAGGUACCUGUUUACUAGAUUAAAAAAAAACCUUACAAAGUAACGGUAGCAGAGGUCUAAUUAAUCACUAUUUAUUGAUACGAUAUAGUAACGAUAUUCACAUGGUUGAGUUCCGCGAGUAACUCCAUUACUCAGUGACUCGACGAAAAUAUAACUAGAGUAAGAGGAUGACAAUAUUUCGAGAGCCGCCACGUUGUCGUCCGCUGAUGAACUUACGGUUUCUCCAGUGUGUCGCACUCCAUGUAUUUUUAUUACAAAAGAAUUCGUUGUCAAAAUUUCAUAUGGAGAUUCUUGAUUUUACUAUUAUUGUCAAGUGAUUCUCGAAUGUUUUAAAGUUAUUGGAAUUGAAAGAGAAACGGUAUUGCAAGUUUUUACGAGUGUUUUAGAAACUACUAACAAUAAAUAAAUCUAGUAAUCUCGGCAUUUCUGGUUGUACAUACAAUAGUUUAAUGUCUACGUUUGUGCGAUUUUUUUAUGAUACGCAACCGUGCCAAGGUCACUAGGAAUCGCGACCUACAAAGUGAGAAGCAAGUUUUGGAUAUGCUAUACAUGCGAGACAACAAUUUAGGAGACAAGCCGCGAUUUAUUUUGGUAGAAGGAACGCUACGUUGCCGUUCCAUAAAAAUUUGCGUUACUAUGUUUUCCUGAAACAUGACGUACAAUCUGCGAUUAGGUUUGCUAUCUCUCAGCUACACACUUGAGUCACCAUGGUUACGCAUUGCCCCGACCGAAAACACAAACUGUAUAUGUAUCAUAUAUUCUACAUAUUAUAUACGCACACAUAUACACAUAUACAUACAUAAAUACAAAUUCAACAUACAAUAUAUAAACAUUGCCUAUUUACAAAAGACCGGGUACAAUGCAUUCGUUUCAACGAUUGUGCGGAAGAAAAUACUUAAGUACAGGUGUGCCUAGCAGCCGAAAACAAACAUGGGCAACACUGCUUUAUCGAACGAUAAAUCGAAGAAAAAAAAAUAUAAAUAAAUGAAUCUAUAUAUAUAAAUAUAUAUACAUAAAUUAUAUAUAUAAAUAUAUAUAUUUAAAUAUAAAUAUACGAUAAUUAUUACAGCUACAACAAACGUAUAUAGUUAUUUUGUAGUGUCUCGCAUUAUGUAAACUAUAUGUAUACAUAAAGAGUACGACAGUGACGAUGUUGAUGAUGAUUGCAAUGGUAAACGAUGUCUUACGCGAGUGAAGUAUGUAUUAUGUAUAAUGAUGAAGACGACGACGAGAUGGAUAAUAGUAUUACAUGCUAUCAUGUCGACGAGUCUAAACCGUAUUGUAUUAUAUUAUAUAAGAGUCUGUCCAUAUUAAUAAUAAUAAUUAUUAUAUUAAUUAUAAUAGCUGUGUUUGGAAACGAGAAAUAAAUUGUGGUUGAAUAUGAA